Molecule: messenger RNA, 1085 nt
Organism: Zea mays
Lineage: Eukaryota; Viridiplantae; Streptophyta; Magnoliopsida; Poales; Poaceae
Product: ATP synthase subunit d, mitochondrial
Exons: 5
Coding region: 287-799 (170 amino acids)
Biological process (GO): proton motive force-driven ATP synthesis
Molecular function (GO): proton transmembrane transporter activity
Source: RefSeq, a predicted model, not a curated record
UGAGAUUUCUGUCGCCGAAAGAACAAAACAGGCUUCAGGCGUGGCAUACAGCCCAACCCAACAAUCUUCAGACGCGGACUGUUUCAGCCCAUCGAACAAGGUGUCCUUCCUUCUUCACGGGCCACGGCCUGUUCUAACUCACCAAAUACUCCUCUCUCCACUUAACGAGCACCACCAGUUCCUUGUUCGGUCGGAACGCAGCGCAGCGGCGGCGGCGAUAGGGAGAGAGGAGAGAGUCUGCAGGAUCCAGCAGGCCGAGGGAGGAGUCAGCGGCGGGCCGGAGAAUAUGAGCGGCAACGGCGCGAAGAAGGUGGUCGAUGCGGCGGUGAAGGCCGGCAGGACGAUCAUCGACUGGGACGGCAUGGCCAAGUUGCUCGUCACCGACGAGGCGCGCAAGGAGUUCGCCGCCCUCCGCCGCGCUUUCGAUGACGUCAACCACCAGCUCCAGACCAAGUUCUCCCAGGAACCCCAGCCGAUUGAUUGGGAGUACUACAGAAAAGGAAUUGGAUCAAAAGUGGUGGAUAUGUACAAAGAGGCUUUUGAAAGCAUCGAGAUCCCGAAGUACGUCGACACAGUUACUCCCCAGUACAAGCCAAAGUUUGAUGCUGUGAUUGCUGAAUUAAAGGAGGCUGAGAAAGAGCAUCAGAAGGAGUCAGAAAGGAUAGAGAAGGAACUUGCUGAAAUGGAGGAAAUGAGGAAAAAGAUCAGUACAAUGACAGCAGAUGAUUACUUUGAGAAGUACCCUGAACUCAGGAAGAAGUUUGACGAUGAAAUCCGUAACGAUAACUGGGGAUAUUGAAGAGAUUGGAGAGAACUCUUAUGAUGCCAUUUCCAUGUCCGUGAAGAACCAAUAAUUUUCCUGUGCCCUGAAUUGGGUGGUUUCCAUAGCAUGUGCACGGGGUUUGGGUGGAAUGCCUACAGAAUCGACUGUGUCAAGCUUUCUUGAUUCCGUAGAAACAUGUUUUGUUUGACCUCAUCAUAGAGGAUCUCCGCUUUUAUCGUACAAAGAUUGUGAUAUGUUCUUAGCUUCUUUCUACCUGAAUAAGAGGAUUUCUGCAGACCCUUUUCCAACUGACUUUCUGUGA